Messenger RNA from Mesocestoides corti, 849 nucleotides. The record is from the annotation of a GenBank genome assembly. Lineage: Eukaryota; Metazoa; Platyhelminthes; Cestoda; Cyclophyllidea; Mesocestoididae.
AUGUUUUUAGGGGUAACAUCGAAGCUGAAGGACGCAUUGUUCGAGCACUGCCGCAAACUGAUCCAUGCCUUCUUGAAGAACCACGAGGCGACCUUCGCAGUCCUGCGUCACUACCACGAAUGGCGUGUCGAGCAUUCAUCGGCGGUGCGCCACAUGGCCAGUCUGCUGGUCCAACGACGCUACCUCCUGCGGUACGACUUUGUCACGACGCGAGACCAGGCCCUCGAACGCGAACGCUACCGCGAGGGACGCGAGAAGAGGAUCAGCAAAAUUUCAGCCCGUGUCACCGCUCUGCUUGACAACCUUCAGCGGAUUAACAAGGACAAUGCGAGUGAGCUGAAAAAUCUCCACGACGACAUCCAGAAAACUGAGGUCCAGUUGAUGGAGCUGGAGGUCGAAUCGAAAUCACGCGUGAGAGAUGUGUACAGGAAGUUUGCACGCAAGUACAGUGAAAACAGGCAGCAGUUUGAGUCCAAGAUGCAGCUCCUUGGAGAAGACUUGGAGCAAGUCAAAACGGAGUUCACGGAGCACCGCGAUAAAGCCAAGAGAGACCGGCAAGGCCUGCGCCGCCAACUCAACAAAAGCGGGGAAGUCGUUGCGAUGUGUCUAAACAACAUGGACGACAAGUUGUUCGAUUUGGAACUCAGAUACGGCGUAGUGAUGAAAAAGUAUGAAGAGCUCAGCAAAGAACACGAAGCCCUCUUGACUGAGUUUCAGGAGGAAGAGGAGAGGCAGAGGUUGGCGCGCGAGAAAGCCGAGAUGAUCCAGGCGGCGACCUUCAUUCAAAGCCUCUACCGAUCCUGGAAGACGCGCAAAGAAAUCAAGAAGGCGGGCAGAAAAAUGAGAUAA